Hypanus sabinus (Atlantic stingray) is the source of this 2798-nucleotide messenger RNA. It is a transcript of the gene card9, whose product is annotated as caspase recruitment domain family, member 9. The coding region runs from base 153 to 1784 and encodes 543 amino acids. The transcript has 12 exons. Gene Ontology annotation, biological process: positive regulation of canonical NF-kappaB signal transduction; regulation of apoptotic process. NCBI's taxonomy places the organism in Eukaryota, Metazoa, Chordata, Chondrichthyes, Myliobatiformes, Dasyatidae. The record is from RefSeq and is a predicted model, not a curated record.
GGGUAAGAGUUUUGUGUAGUUAUCUUUUAUAAAUUGUGCCCAGGACACCGGGGGCGCUGAAAACUUGCUGCGCACUCAGGGUGCCGAGCCGCGAUCCCAAGGAGGUGAGAGUUUCUUUAAAAAGCAGCGAUCCGCUCGGGGAUUGGGACAGAAUGUCCGACAAUCAGGAGUCUGAUGCCGAGGAGUUAUGGAACACCCUGGAUAACUACAGGGCAAGACUCACCUCAGUGAUCGAGCCCAGCCGGAUUACACCCUACCUCCGCCAGUGCAAGGUCCUCAAUCAUGAAGACGAGGAACAGAUCUUCAACGACCCCAACCUCGUCAUCCGAAGGCGGAAAGUGGGCAUGCUGCUCGACAUUCUCCAGCGGACUGGCCGCAAGGGUUACAUCGCCUUUCUGGAGAGCCUGGAGCUUUACUAUCCCGACCUUUACAGGAAGAUUACAGGAGAGGACCCCGCUCGCACUUUCUCCGUUAUCCUAGAUGCUGGAGGGGAGUCGAGCCUGACCCAGCUGCUGAUGGCCGAAGUGCAGAAGCAGCAGCAGGCGGUGAUCCAGAGCAAUCGGCGGGUUCAGGAGCUGACCGCCGAGCUGAAGAGCAAGGAGGACAACAUCAGGCAGAUGCAGGUGAAGCUGAGCGAGCUGCACAAGCACCAGGAGCGGUUUUGGAAGAUGCGGGAGGAGCGCAACAACUACAGUGAGGAGCUGAGAAUGUGCAAGGAGGAGAACUACAAAUGGGCAAAGGACUUCGCAAUGCAGAGUGAGGAGAAGAACAAGGCCAUGAUGAGGAACAGAGACCUGCAGCUGGAGAUCGAGAAACUGAAGCACAGUCUAAUGCUGGCGGAGGACGGGUACAAGGUGGAAAGGACUCACACCAUUAAACUCCGGCACGCCAUGGAGCAGAGACCAAAGCAGGAACUUAUCUGGGAGCUCAGGCGUGAGAACGACCUACUGAAGGCAAAGUUGCAGGAGCUGGUCUGUCCUGUGCAGGCUGACGAUGUCGAUAAAAGUAAGAUAUACAUCCAGAUUCUGGAAGAUGACCGGAGGACGGCACUGGAAGAACAUCAAGAAUUUGUCAACAGCAUUUACAGUUUACGUAAAGAGCUUCAGGAUGUGGCAGAGUUACGAGACAAGUACCUGGAAGAGAAGGAGGUAUUCGAGCUGAAGUGUGUAACACUGCGGAAAGAUUCCCAGAUGUACAAGGAUCGCAUUGAAGCAAUCUUGCUCCAAAUGCAAGAAGUGGUGACAGAGAGGGAUCAGGCUCUGAAGUCGAGGGAGGAGAUCCACAAGCUGCACACGCAGACCUUGCAGCAGAAGGACGAUUAUCGGAAGCUGAUCCGUGAGCAGGGCGAAAGAUGCGACGAGCUGCAGAUUGAACUGUUCCGGCAAGAGGAGCAACUCCUGAACCUGCAGGCCAAACUCAAGAAGGUCAAACAGCUGCCAGACAGUUCGAUCACCCCCACCGGAAUCCCGGAUUCAGAACAGGACUUGGCUGAAUGCUGUUGGACACAGAGCACAGAGAAUCUGAAGGACACUAGCACCGAGCAGUUCCCAGAAACGCUGAAAUAUUCUGGCGUAAAGAGCCUGCUGUCCACUAAAGACCAGCUGAAAGUGAAGUCCAGCAGGCUGAGAAUGAAGAAAAGCUUUGAAGACUACAGAAGGAAGCGGGCAAUCCGACUGAACAAGCAGGUGAAUGAUGGGGCGAAGGAGAACAUGACAGCCAGUGAGACCACAGACUCCGACUACUCCGAAGGUGAAGGAGGAGGCAAAAGUGACGAAGGGAGAUGAUCCAGUCAUCCGACGGGGGCUGAAACUCCCGGAUUGAUGCUCAUUCCACACCACCGCCAUCAUGGAGACAGCGCACCUGUGAUUUACUGACGCUAGCCAUGGUUCACUGGCUCACAGCUUCACUCUCUCCUCCACGCGGGCCAGCUGAUUGUGGGAUUGAGUGUGAAUGCAGUGUCCUAGCUGACCCUCUCAAGGCCAUGCUACAGGGAGUCUGUCGUUCGGUACAACCGUCUACUCUUUCGGAUUUGGUGAAUAACCCCCGAGCUACUGUUUGGAAGGAUGAGCAGAACUUCUGGGUGUUCUGGUGAAUACAACUCACAACUGAGACAGGUCAUCUGGUCGCUAUUCUUACAGUACCUCUCUAUCCAGGCUCUCUUUACUGAGGCAGUGAGGAGAUUAUGGUUUCUGAUAAAUACUUUCUUAAUGUUAUUAUCAGCGGAAAAGACUCUAUUACAAUGUCUCUGCUCUAAUCCUUUGUACCAGAAUCUCUCUGUGUGUCUUCAUCUGUCUUCAUUCUUCUUUCCAGCAUUUUUACUGGAUCUGUGUCACAGUCCCUCAUUUAUCACAGCUCUUCUUUUUCUCCAUCUCUCUCCCUUGCUCUCUCUAUCUCUUUCUGCUCUCUCCUUCUCUCCCUCCCUCUCUCCUUUUCUCUCCCUCCCUCUCCCUCCCCCUCUCUCUCUCCUCUCUCCUUCUCUCCCUCCCUCUCUCCCUCUCUCUCCCUCCCUCUCCUUCCCCCUCUCUCUCUCUCCUCUCUUCUUCUCUCUCCCUCUCCCUCCCUCUCUCCUCUUUUGUCUCCUGUUCUUUCUGUCUCUCCCCAGCUCUAAGCAUCUGCCCCUUUGUCAUAGUGGCAGCAUCCAAUUGACCCAAACUUGCAUAAAUCAGCACAAUGUCUCCUUUUAUUGUGAGGGGGUCCUGCAAGAGUAAGCUGUGUCAGUGACUGCCUUUAUCAUUAUAUUUUCUGGUGGGCUUCCGUACAAUAGCCAAAUAAAAUUGCAUACUCAGUGUUAAGGUCUG